UGCGGUGGUUGAUUGGUUGCUCUCUCUCCCGCCGUGUUGAUUGGUUGAUUGGUUGAUUGGUUGAUGGUUGAUUGGUUGCUCUCUCCAGCCGUGUUGAUCGGUUGAUUGGUUGAUUGGUUGAUUGGUCGCGCGCUGCACGAUGCCGAUCAUGGAGCCCUCUGUUGUUCCGCACGGAGGGCGAGCGCUUCCUGAGCUGCGUCUCCGAAUUGGGCUAGUGGAAGAAGUGAAGAGGAAGAUGGAGAUGGCAAUUGAUGAGCCAACGGAUCGCAGGGCAAUAUUACAGGACCUCUUCACAGAUGUAGCUCUAGAUGUGGACGACCGAGCAAAAGCUCACCUAUUUGCGGAGUUCAAUGACAUUGGUUCAGACUUCUUUUCGAGCAGUAAAGGUCCCUUAUGCUUCUACGAGAUACUAGCCGAACAUUUUGUGUGCUGCCCAGAAGACGCCGAAGAUGUCCUCCCUCUCUUCCUUCAACUCUGGAGUCAGUACUUCACUUGUAUGAUCUUUGCUCUUCUCAUGCAUCAGUGGUUAUAUGAUGAUUCUACCAAACUCGGUGAAGAUAUUAUGCUGCGGUAUUCCAAGGGUUUAAUCAAUGGAGCUGAUCAUGUGUUCUGGAUUGACGUUCAGAGCAAUAUGAAGCGAUUUUCGCGCUUGUAUACGUACAUAUUGAACGAGAUUGUGCUUAGUUCUGAAGGGAUGAUAAAAGUGCCAGUGAAGGCACGGAAGGACCUUGUUCUGCUGGUGUCGAGGUUCUACUUCUUCUAUGAAGGAGGUGAAAACUUGCAUGCUGUCCUUAACCACCUUUCGCGACUACUACCGUCAGGCGAGUGCGCGGCGGCGGAUACUUUUGUGAAUGAGUUGACGAACCAGCUGCAGAAAAUUAAAGUGGAGCCAGUGCUGCUCGAGUACAUCAGCUGUGCAAAGAACCUAAAAGGACUGGACCUCUGGACGUCGACCAGUAUACGGCUACAAGCAGCCCUGUAUGCAAUGACCUCACCAGGCGGACCCCAUUUCCCACCUCGAUCAGUUCGGCACGCAGCCUUCCGCACUCUCGACUGCCUUUAUCCGGUUGGCCGCCGCUUCCGGCAUCUGAUCAGCCUUGGUUUCCGUCUACUGCACCCCUAUUAUUGGCCCAGUUCAUUUUGGCACUUCCUUGUGACGAAGGUCAAUCAUGUAUGUGAUGGCGUCAACGAGUGGAUACGAUGGGUGUGCAGAGACCUCUUUGGGUGGACGUACCAUGAGCUGCGAGACGUACAUAGAGAAUAGCGCUGGUGGCUGGAGUGAAAGUGGAUCCCCCCUUGGUGUGCGAAGAUCCCUGUAAUUGGAAUGACAAUCACGACAGUGAAGUGGGCAAGGCACAGGUAAAACUCUCCCUCCAUGAAAGUGUGUGUGACAGCCGUCACGACACCAUAUCGAAGUGCGUGUGACAGCCGACACUUUGGUGACGACCAAAAUCCGCGUUACGAAGUGCUCAGUGUCUCAAGGCUUUGCACAGCGAACACACAUCGAAGCGCAAGCAGGAGGAAUCCACGAAGACUCGCACCGUAUCCAAGUGCCGGGGAUCAGCCCGUCACUUUGGUGGUGAUGUCUCAAGGCCUUGCACAGAGAACAAACAUGGAAGCACAAG
Messenger RNA from Chara braunii, 1625 nucleotides. The record is from the annotation of a GenBank genome assembly. Lineage: Eukaryota; Viridiplantae; Streptophyta; Charophyceae; Charales; Characeae.